ACAAGACAGCUCUGAAAAUCGAAUUUUUAGUCGAAUUUAAUGUAGCUCAAACAAUACGAGUGACCAAAGCAACAGUAAUGGCACAAUCCAAAGUAUGUACAGUUCUUGCCUUAAUGCUGAUGCUGCACGGCGUUUAUGGUUUGUUCAAUUUUCAGAUAUUUACAGACGAUGCGUAUCCAAAUAAAUGUGUGGUUGAUGGUGCCGAAAAUAAACGUUUGAUCAUCGACAGUGGCAAAUCGGCAAGACAUCCCGAUAAGUGUCUCCUAGUUGAGUGCCAUUUAAAUGGUUGGGCUCUAGUCUACCAGUGCAAACUUAAGCCACCACCCGCCUCCUGCAAGUAUUCUGAAGUCAAGAAACCAGACGCCCCAUUUCCCGAGUGCUGUGAAAUGGAUGUGACGUGCAAUGAAAUUGCUUGGGAUUAAAUGUGUUUUGAAAUGUUUCA
Drosophila guanche is the source of this 442-nucleotide messenger RNA. RefSeq lists its product as uncharacterized. The transcript is spliced from 3 exons. Bases 78 to 422 code for a protein of 114 amino acids. NCBI's taxonomy places the organism in Eukaryota, Metazoa, Arthropoda, Insecta, Diptera, Drosophilidae. The record is from RefSeq and is a predicted model, not a curated record.